This is a messenger RNA of Marchantia polymorpha subsp. ruderalis, 5297 nucleotides long. Lineage: Eukaryota; Viridiplantae; Streptophyta; Marchantiopsida; Marchantiales; Marchantiaceae. The record is from the annotation of a GenBank genome assembly.
CGGGGGUUUAGAUUCAGAGGAACUCGGGAUCAGUGGAUGAGGCGAUCGCAGACGACGAGAGGAUUUUGCCAUUGCGAGCUCGAGGCUUUGAUCAUGUGUGCGUCUGGUGGGGGCAGCACCUCUUCGAAAUUCGGGUAAAUUUUUGUAGCGGGGGAGCUCAUUUUCCCCGACGUGUGAUUUUGAUCGGGAGUGGGCGAUUUGGUUUGCGGAAGCAAUUCUCGACGAGGUGGAGGAGGUGUCGAUGUGGCUGCCUGCCAUCGUUUGCUUUUGUCUAUGGGAUGGCUGUGCAGAGCUGCUUCUCCGACCCUGAAUCGGUGGCGCAUUGUGUUUUGGGGUGAUUUUCUCGACGAAUUUGUUUGGCGGAUGAGUAUCGGUGGCUGACCUCACCGAUGGACACCGGUUCGGUCGAGAGAUUGAAGGUGUAGAGGAGGGAGUGCGAUCUGCCGGAUGCAGUUUUGUACUUUGGAAUGAGAGGUCACUUUUGCUGACAGGAAUGGCAGGCAAUGUUGCCAGAGGGCUGGCUAAGCGAAAGGCUGAGUUUGAGGGCUCAUCCGCCCACGAGAGAGAAGGAGCGAUGGAUGAUUCACAAGUCGGAGAAGCGCACGCACAAUCGCAUGGCAAACGAAACAGGAAGCGGGAAAAGAGGAAAGGUAGUAAAUUGGAGGAUCCCCCUGCACAAUUAAAGGGGGGCCGUGUGGAAAGUGUGGCUGAAAAACUGUUGGACCCGAACGAGGAGAUGGACGCAGUCUCUGAGAAGUUGACGGACAAAAAGAAGCCGAAGAAAAAGAAGAGGAAGAAGGGAAAGGCUGAAGUUGGAAAUGACCCUCUUCAAUACGGGAGCCAAGAAGUAACAAGGGAGAACCGUGAGAUGGUUUCAACAUCCAUGGAAACGAAGACCGAGCCGAAGAAAGAGAGAAUCAAGGAAGGAAAGAGUAAUGGCGAAAUAGUCGAGGAUGAAAUUGGGGCCCAACAAAUGACAGAGCUCAAGAAUGAACUGGGUUCUAGCAAUUAUGAGGAGGUAUCUCACAGAAAUAUCGUCCAGCUCGAAAGUGAGUUCAAAGAUGUACAAGGGCCAUCUGUUGUGAGGUGUACAGCUCCUGAGAAGAAAACUUCCAGUUUCGUGGUUCACGUCACCAGACCAGACGAUGUGGAGAAAGGUCGUGAAAAUUUGCCGAUCGUGAUGAUGGAGCAAGAAAUCAUGGAGGCAAUCCAAGACAAUGCUGUAGUGAUUGUGUGCGGAGAGACUGGUUGUGGGAAGACGACCCAGGUUCCUCAAUUUUUGUAUGAAGCUGGGUAUGGUUCGGGCCUUAACAACGAGCGAGGAGGGAUGAUAGGCGUCACUCAACCCAGACGAGUUGCUGUACUCGGAACUGCACGGAGGGUGGCUCAUGAAUUGAAUGUACAACUUGGUAGAGAAGUUGGCUUUCAAGUGCGCCACGAUCGUAAACUGGGCGAAAAGUCCAGCAUAAAGUUCAUGACCGACGGAAUUCUUUUGAGAGAACUACAGGGAGAUUUCCUGCUUAGGAAAUAUUCUGCUAUCGUGCUCGACGAAGCUCACGAGCGGAGCCUGAAUACCGAUAUUCUUAUCGGGAUGCUCUCGCGUGUCGUUCCACUUCGUCAGAAACUGUAUGAUCAAGAUGCCAAAGCUCGAAAGAAAUUGAACGUCGGAGGUGGACGAACGGAGCCAAGUGGUCUCGUGACGCCUCUCAAACUGGUGAUUAUGAGUGCUACGCUGCGUGUGGAAGACUUUACAGCAAAUUCUCGGAUGUUCCCCACUCCGCCUCCAGUAAUACGAGUACCUGCCAGACAAUUUCCAGUCUCUGUACACUUUAGCAAGAAGACAGAGCUUAUAGACUACAUGGGCGCAGCAUACAAGAAGGUGUGUGCUAUCCAUCGCAAGCUUCCUCCUGGGGGAAUCUUAGUGUUCCUGACAGGGCAGCGUGAGGUCGAAGAUCUUUGCAAGAAACUUCGGAAGGCAUUUCAACCUGGUAGAGCUAAGGGCGCCCGUGGAGCUGCAAGUGACGCUAAUGAUCUCAAAGAUGUUCUCGGCCGAAAUGAAGCUGUGGAGGCGGAUACAUUUGGUGGGCUCAACAUGGAUAAAAUCAGCGUUGCUAUGGACGAAGAUAGUCCAGUUGAUGGUCGAAGGAUGAACACCGAGGAGGAUGGAAUGAGUGGGGAUGAUCAGUAUGACAAGUUGUCUGAAAGUGAAGAUGAGAGUGACUUGGAAGCUAGCGAUGAUGAACCUUUAGGAGAAGAAGAUAUUUUGGAAAAACUUCGUAGGAAGUUAUAUCCCACAGAGGCAAAGGUUGAAAUCGGUCCUGCAGUUUCAGGUUCUCACGAGCAAAAGGACUCAUGUUCUUUAUCAUUUGAACUGAAAGAUCUAAGUAAAGAAGAAUCGGAACCGAACCUCAAAAGCAAGGAUGAUAAAAGCAAAGAACCUGGACCUUUACAUGUCUUGCCUCUUUAUGCCAUGUUACCAGCUGCAGCUCAAUUGAAAGUGUUUAGCGAUAUGCCGGCGGGGAGAAGAUUUGUUGUAGUGGCAACGAAUGUGGCAGAAACGUCCAUCACAAUUCCUGGGAUAAGAUACGUAGUCGAUUGUGGUCGGGCGAAAGAGAAGGAGUUCGAUCGAUUCAGUAGAGUCUCCAGGUUCGAGGUGCAGUGGAUAAGUAAGGCAUCCGCAGAUCAGAGAGCUGGCAGGGCAGGUAGGACAGGUCCUGGGCAUUGUUAUCGACUCUAUUCUUCCGCUCACUUCAACCACAGUUUUCCCACCUUCGGUAGACCAGAAAUUCACAAGUCACCAAUCGAAGGUGUGGUACUGGUAAUGAAGUGCAUGGGCAUCGACAAGGUGGCGAAUUUCCCGUUCCCUACACCUCCCGAUAGAGCAGCAGUCGUGGAGGCGGAGAAAUGUUUGAAAUCAUUGUCCGCCUUGAACUUGCGGACAGGUUUGCUGACUCCGAUGGGUCAGGCUAUGGCAAAUUAUCCCAUCAGUCCUCGACAUUCUCGAAUGUUAUUGUCCGCAGUUCAGGAAGCCCAGGAGCUUUGUCUGAAGGCGGAAGAAGCCGAUGUAAGUCUGGCGUUGGCGUAUGCUAUUGCUGUAGCUGCAGCUCUUAGUCUGGAUGAUCCUUUCUUGAGGGAAGCGGGUAUUACAGAAGAAGAGGAAGAAGAAGCUCCCACAGUCGAACCCGUGCGCCAUAAAUAUGGGGCAGUCGCGAGCGGUACUGCAGAUGAAGCCGACGUUUUCCACUCGAAUGCGGAACAGCAACAAGACUGGAUGGUAGCUGCGGAAAAGGCCAGGAGGAAAUUGAGGAGAGCUAAAGCAGGUUUAGCUCAUUCAAAGUUCAAGAACAUGUCAUCUGAUGCAAUAUCAGUUGCCAAUGCUUUGAGAGCUUAUGACCAAGCUCAGAAUCCAGAGCAGUUUUGCCAGAGUCAUUACCUGCAUAGCAAAACUAUGUCCGAGAUGUCGAAGCUACGAAAACAGCUAUGGGGUUUGGUCAUGAGCAACAUUUCUGACUCCAAAACUAAACUGGGUGUGACUGAAGUUCCCGAUGGAGGUGACCUUGUAUGGAAUGGUGAUAUUUUAGCCAAGAGUGAAGCUUGCUGGCAUGAACCGUCUGAAAAAAGCCUGAAUCAACAACAGGAAGCACUAAUCAGACAAGCAAUAUGUGCUGGAUGGGCCGACCAGGUUUCUCGCAAGUUGAGCUUGCAGGAAAGAGCGGCGAUACCUGAUGCUCGACACAAACGGAAAGUUGUGGCUUAUCGAGGUUGUUCUCUGGAAGAGCCCAUUUUCCUACAUCCUACAUCGGUCGUGUGCAAGGAGGCUCCAGCUUUUGUGGUGUACAACGAGCUUGUCAACACUUCCAGGAUAUACAUGCAACGAAUUUCCGCAGUGGAACCCACGUGGCUGGUCAGACAAGCCGAAGCACUAUGUACCUUCUCAAAACCCUUAAGUGAUCCAGCACCAUGGUACGACCAACUGGGCGAUGAGGUGAUGUGUUGGGUUACCCCUAACUUCGGAACGCAUGUGUGGGAACUUCCUCUCCACAAGAUGCCAUUAAAAAAGGGGAAGCAUCGGACAGCAGUAUUCGCCAGUGCCUUACUGCAAGGAAAAGUUCUUCCUUCUUUUAGUUCUCUGCACUCCUGUCUCACAAAUGAUCCCAGUAUAAUACUUAAACCGGAAUCACAGGCACUCAAGCGAGUCAGUGACCUGCUACACAGGCUUAGUAGUAAUAUGGUCGACACAAGAGCCAGUCUUCGAGACUGCUGGACCAAAGAUGCCCAUUUUUUGUACUCAGAGAUCAUGUCGUGGGUCCAAUCCAACUAUCAGGUGAAAGUUAAGGACAUUUGGGAGCAACUUCGACAAGAGUCUCGCAUGGACGGGGAAGAGCUGUAUAGAAAGAGUGGAAGGUGAUCUUUCGACAUGAGCGUCCAGCGACGGUGGAGCAUGGCCGGUCUCUCGGUGCUAAUCGAGAAUGGGCAGUGGGUUCAUCUCUAAGGGUCUCCAGGGAGGUUCGGGGACUUGAUCGAACUGAGCACGCCGGACGGUUGGUUCCCUCUUGUUCGAGGUGUGAGUGCUUUUGUGUGAAACCUCACAUGUUAUGGACUGAACCACCGACUGUUUAUGAACAUGAGAUCUUCUGGAGCAGCAGGACUAUCUGGUGGAGGUCGUCUUGACAAGGUGAGCUUCAUAGUGCGAUCAAAGACCUUCAGCGAAAGGCAAAAGAGGGCAUUUUUGCCACGUGGGUGUGAUCGAACUGCAGACGAGCAAGUAAGAAAUUAUGCAAUUAAAGUAUGUAGCAGAAGACGAAGAUUGUUCGCAACAACAAAAUAUUGGAACGAGUAAUUUCCAUGAGCUGAUUUUUUUGAGUUGAAGAGCUCUCUCGUUGCCGAGGAGUGACUUGAAUGUGAGAUCUUUUGUGCUCCUUCCUUAAGAAGGUAGGGGAGGCGGGCACUUAAUAAUAUCUACAAUUUCUGUACAUUAUGUGCUGAUGUAUCUGUCGAAACCUUCUGACCCGUGAAGGUCAUUCAGUGGAUCACAAUUGUAGGAAGACUCUUCACUUCUCGUUUCCUUUCUGCUAGAAGUAAUAUGAGCUUGGCGCGACGUAAUUCAAAAGGUCAUGAAGACUGUUUUCACGCCGAUCAGCGAAAUACUCGAAGUCAUAUUUACGAAAGAAUGCUCUCCGGUUGCACUUUCGGUAAUCUGCCACAUAGUGAUAGUAUGAAUCUAUGCUUCUUUGGGUUUGGUCCUGCUGGAAAACACGAGAGGUUGUAUAACCACGUCAGGUCGCAGUUCCUGAAUG